Messenger RNA from Oryza sativa Japonica Group (Japanese rice), 1824 nucleotides. RefSeq lists its product as uncharacterized. The record is from RefSeq and is a predicted model, not a curated record. Lineage: Eukaryota; Viridiplantae; Streptophyta; Magnoliopsida; Poales; Poaceae.
CAGCGUCACCACGGCACGCAGUCACGCACCGCCCUCUCGGUCUCGGCCUCUCCUUGGUGACCGUUGCGCGCACAGUCACUCACACGGCGUUCAAAACGCACCACAAAACGCCCCACUACUCCCCGAGCCGGUCAAGCCAUAGACGUUGCCCACUCUGGUCAAGGCUCGAGAAAGCGAGAGAGUGAAAAGCGCCGCCGUUUCGAGAGAGAGGUGGUUGGUUGCUCGCCGUCGCUGUCGCCGUCGCCGUGACGAGAUGGGGUGCAUCUCCUCGAAGCUGCUCCCGCCCGGGCCGGGCGACGCGAGAGGGGGAAGCGGCGCGCGCGCCACCGUGCGUGGCCGCGUCGACCAUGUGGUGUCCCUCACCUCCACCACCUACGGGGUGCUCGACCUCCACCCCAAGCACGGGGCUGCGGCUGCCGCGGCAGCGGCGGCAGCAGCGGCGGCGGCGGUGGCGUGCCAGGAAAAGGUGCAGGAGACUCAGGCUCAGCCGCCGCAGGAGGAUAAGCCGAUAAGCAGGGAGUGGAAGCGCGCGAGGCCGCCGCCGCUCGUGGUCCCGAGCGCCAAGAAGCCGGCGCCGGCGGGUAAGCUGGACUCCGGAUUGGAGGUUAUCAACGCCUGGGAGAUUAUGGCCGGGCUGGAGGACGCCGACGCCGCGGAUGCGUCGCCGGCGAAGAAGCCGGCCAAGCAGCCGAGUCGUUGGUCGCCGGCAAGGGUCAUCGCAAUGGCCCUGCCGUCGCCCAAGAAGUCGGCGACGAAGCGGAGGAACACGCCCGGGAAGGAGAACAGCCCGCUGCAGCGCUGCUCCGGGAACAACAACAGCAGCAACAUCAACAAGACCGGCGACGUCAACGUCGACAGGGUCCUCCGGCCGUACAAUUCAAUCGACAACUCGAAAUUGUCCAGGAUGUCCAAGAGAUUCUCUCCGGUGAGCGCUCGGAUCGUCCGGAAGCCCGGGCCGCCGGAGACCGGCGGCGGAAUGUCGUCGUCGCGGCGGAGCCUGAGCCCGCUGUUCGACCCGGAGCUCCUGGCGUCCAUCGAGCGCGAGCUGUCGGAGGAAGGCGCCCACAUCAAGCGGAUGGUCGGGUCGGAGAAGCCCAAGCACCCGAAGGCGGCGCCACCGGCGAUGGUGGCCGAGGGGAAAUGCCCGCCCGGCGGCGCCGACGCGGUCGUCCUGUACACCACCACCCUCCGCGGCAUCCGCAGGACGUUCGAGGAGUGCAACGCGGUGCGCGCGGCGAUCGAGGCCCACGACGUGAAGUUGAUCGAGCGGGACGUGUCCAUGGACUCGGGCUACCGCGAGGAGCUGCGGCUGCUGCUGGGCGGGCGGGAGGUGCGCGUGCCGGCGGUGUUCGUCCGGGGCCGGCACGUCGGCGGCGCGGCGGAGGUGACCAAGCUGGAGGAGGAGGGCAAGCUGAAGGCGCUGCUGCAGGGCCUCCCGCGCGCGCGCGUCUGGUGCGCCGGCUGCGCCGGCGUGCGGUUCGUCAUGUGCCGGGACUGCAACGGCAGCCGCAAGGUGCGCGUGGACGGCGAGCGGAAGGAGACGGUCCAGUGCGGCGAGUGCAACGAGAACGGCCUCGUCCGCUGCCCCAUCUGCUCAUGAUGGAUCCGGCGAUGGAUAGCUGUGAAUCGUGUGUGAUGUCCAAAGUUGUGGAGCAAUUCGUGUCGUGUUGGGUCGAUUCGCGUGUCUACCCCCGGCUGAUGUUGGAUUCUGGUUUGUGCUGCUUGUUGUGCUCGGCAACGGCUAACAAUUGUAAUCUGUACCGAUUACUAUUCUUUCUUUACCACUUUGUGAUAAUUUAAUCGCUUUUCAUUCUUUCGCAUUGA